Morus notabilis is the source of this 2514-nucleotide messenger RNA. RefSeq names its product zinc finger CCCH domain-containing protein 29. The coding region runs from base 152 to 2158 and encodes 668 amino acids. The record is from RefSeq and is a predicted model, not a curated record. NCBI's taxonomy places the organism in Eukaryota, Viridiplantae, Streptophyta, Magnoliopsida, Rosales, Moraceae. The transcript is spliced from 2 exons. Gene Ontology annotation, molecular function: protein binding; metal ion binding.
AUAAAGCCUCCUCCAUAUCUUGCUCAAUCCUCAUCUCAUAUUAUCAUUCCUCUUCUUCUUCUUCAAUUGGCGUCUUCUUGAUUCUGCUCUGCGAACAAAUUCCACAUCUUUCUUCUUCUCAACAACGAUUCACUCAAAGGGAAAUUAGGGCAUGUGCAGUGGUUCAAAGAAAAAACUUAAUAGUCCCUCCAAGUUCGCCAUGGAAAGCGAAUUCCAGAAGCGGAACGAUGGCUUCCUCAGUGAAUCCUCCGAAUUGCUCGAGUUCGCCGCCUCCGACGAUCUUGACGCCUUCAAGAGCGCAUUGGAAGAGAAGGGUUUCGGCGUCGACGAAGCUAGCUUCUGGUACGGAAGAAGACUUGGGUCCAGUAAGAUGGGUUUUGAAGAGAGAACGCCUCUCAUGAUGGCCGCGAUGUUCGGAAGCACCAAGGUCUUGAAAUACAUAUUUGAGUCUGGCAAAGUCGAUGUCAACAGAUCUUGCGGUUCGGAUAAGGUCACUGCCCUUCACUGCGCUGCCGCCGGAGGGUCGAGUUCUUCACUUGAGGCUGUUAAGCUUUUGCUUGAGGCCUCAGCUGACGCUGAUUGUGUCAAUUCUUACGGAAAUAAGCCCGUUGAUUUUCUCGCCGCGGUUUCGAAUUCGCCUUUGAAUUCGAGGAGGAAGGUGGUGGAAAUGCUGCUGAAAGGGGAGAGCUUGGUGGUAGGAGGCAAUGAGGAAGUGGAACAACAAAGGGCUGCGACACCUGAGAAGAAGGAAUAUCCUAUUGAUGUGUCUUUGCCGGAUAUCAACAAUGGGAUAUACGGCACUGACGAUUUCAGAAUGUAUAGUUUCAAGAUCAAGCCUUGCUCAAGGGCUUACUCGCAUGACUGGACUGAAUGCCCGUUUGUUCAUCCUGGUGAGAACGCCAGAAGAAGAGACCCGAGGAAGUACCCUUACACCUGUGUUCCUUGCCCGGAAUUCCGCAAAGGGACCUGCCAAAAGGGUGAUGCUUGUGAAUAUGCUCAUGGGGUUUUCGAGUCGUGGCUUCACCCUGCUCAGUACCGAACCCGGCUUUGCAAGGAUGAGACUGGCUGCGGGAGGAAAGUCUGCUUCUUUGCGCACAAACCAGAAGAAUUGCGCCCGGUCUAUGCCUCCACAGGCUCGGCCAUGCCAUCUCCGAGGUCUCUUGUUGCCAAUCCGGCAGAUAUGGCUGCUUUGAGCCCCUUGGCUCUUGGUCCAUCGUUGCCCGCAACUUCGACACCACCAAUGUCGCCAUUGGCAGCUGCUUCUUCGCCGAAGAAUGCAGGGUUGUGGCAGAGCAAAGUUAGCCUCACACCACCUGCUUUGCAGCUUCCUGGCAGCAGGCUAAAGACUGCCUCUUGCGCCAGAGAUUUGAAUUUGGAGAUGGAAUUGCUUGGACUUCAAAGUCAGUCUAGUCAACAGCAACAACAACAGCAACAGCAAUUGUUGGAUGAGAUAUCUCGUCUCUCAUCUCCAUCCUUCUUUGGUAGGAUUGGAGACUUAAAGCCGACUAACCUUGACGAUGUGUUUGGAUCACUCGAUCCUUCUAUGUUUUCGCAAUUGCAGGGGCUCUCACUAAAGGCCUCAACACCAACGCAGUUGCAGUCUCCAUCCGGGCUUCAGUUUCGCCAAAACAUGAACCAACUUCGCGCUAGCUACCCAGCUAGCUUGUCAUCAUCAUCUCCGGUGAGGAAGCCCUCUGCUUAUGGGCUCGAGUCCUCAGCCGGUUCUGUGGCAGCGGCAGUUAUGAACUUGAGGUCCUCCACCUUUGCAAAGCGGAGCCAGAGCUUCAUAGACCGCGGAGCAGCAACCACCCACCUGGGGCUAACUGCAGCUGCUAAUUCUGCGCCGAUGAUGGUGUCGUCUGGUUUUUCCGAUUGGAGCUCGCCAGAUGGGAAAUUGGACUGGGCAGUUCAAGGAGAUGAGUUGAACAAAUUGAGGAAGUCUGCCUCUUUUGGGUUCAGAAACAACAGCAAUGCUGGGGCUACACCACAAGCCGUGAGGCCAUCGGCAAUUGAUGAGCCUGAUGUCUCUUGGGUUCAUUCCUUGGUUAAGGAUGUCCCUUCAGAGAAGCAGCAUUAUCAACUCAACAAGGGAGUUCAUGAAGUGCUUCCACCAUGGGUGGAGCAACUGUACAUAGAGCAGGAGCAGAUGGUGGCAUAAGAAGUGCUGCUUCUCAUUUCUCCUGACAAAAAGUUGAAUAUUUUUACAAACUCACUCGUAUUUGAUAUUUGAGAAAGUUCAAUUUUAGGUCCAAGAGAAGGGGAAAUGAACAGGAAUCAAAUUGAAGUUACUGCUAGGUUAAAAUCAGAAGAAAGAUUCAGAUCGUGUAUUUUUUUAUUAUAUUAUUAUAUUUGUUUAUUAUUUUUUCCUCUCCCAAACUGGGUGGCGCUAUUUAUAUUAUGUUUCCCCCAAGGGGAUGAUUAGGAAUUGUAUUUUCUUUGGCUGAUCUGAUCAAAUUUGUGUUUUAUCGUCUGGAAAUGAAAAUAUGAAAGAAAGUCUUCUUGUAUGCAGCUGUA